Molecule: messenger RNA, 783 nt
Organism: Otolemur garnettii (small-eared galago)
Lineage: Eukaryota; Metazoa; Chordata; Mammalia; Primates; Galagidae
Gene: NDUFS4
Product: NADH:ubiquinone oxidoreductase subunit S4
Exons: 5
Coding region: 1-666 (221 amino acids)
Biological process (GO): electron transport chain
Source: RefSeq, a predicted model, not a curated record
AUGUCUGUAGAUGAAGAGAAUCAGAAAUUCUACUGGAUGUCGGCAAUGCUGAUGUUGAAUUACGGGCUGUGUGGAAGGCAAAAAGAUCAGACCUUGGAGGUAUCUCUGGAGAUUUCAAAUCUACAGGAGGGGACCAGAAGAGUAUUUAAAAGCAAACAGCUGCCCUCACAAGAGCCUGUUAUAUUGCGGUUGCACUGGCUUGAGAACGAAGGAAGUUGGUCCCUUGCGGGGAUCCGUCCUCACAUCCUGGCGUUUGCCUGCAGCAAGAUGGCGGCGGUCUCAAUGUCAGGGGUGCUGAACCAGGCGGUGUGUUGGAGAAGGGCAGUAGGUGUAGCUGCUAUUUCCGUUUCCAGGGUCCCGACCAGGUUGUUGAGCACUUCCACAUGGAGGCUGGCACAGGACCAAAUUCAAGACACACAGCUCAUAACAGUUGAUGAAAAAUUGCCAAAGCUUAAUUUAAAUCCUGUGAAAAAAAUUGUUUCUUACAGGGCUGAUCCUUUGUCCAACAUGGUUCUAACCUUCAGUACGAAAGAAGAUGCAGUUUACUUUGCGGAAAAAAAUGGAUGGAGCUAUGACAUUGAAGAGAAGAAGGUUCCAAAACCCAAGUCCAAGUCUUAUGGUGCAAACUUUUCUUGGAACAAAAGAACAAGAGUAUCCACCAAAUAGGUUGGCACUGACUGUAUCUCUGUACUUGACUGUGAAUAAAGUCAGCUGUGCAGUAUUUAUAGUCCAUGUAUAAUACAUUUCUUAAUCUCCUAAUAAAUUUGACCUUUAAGCUACAAA